AUGUCGACCUUUGAUGGCAUCGUAGAAGAGUUCCCGGAUAUUCGCAUUGACUACUUUCGGAAAUCCCCCGAGAAGCCUGCGCCAUUAGCCUGUUUUCUCAGUCAUGUGCAUAGUGAUCAUCUCCAGGGCCUGGAGUCCUUUCGGGCACCGUUCAUCUACUGCUCUCCGGCCACACGAGAACUUCUCCUCCGUAUUGAGAAAUAUCCCCACCGGAUGAACUUUAAUAAAGGUAUUUUGGAGUCACGGCGGCUGCAUUAUAAGCAUCUUGCAAAGCUUCUGCGCCCAAUUCCCUUGAAUAGCCCAACGGAGAUUGAACUCACGCCCCGACGUCGUAUCAGGGUGACAUUGUUUGAUGCCAAUCAUUGCACAGGGGCUGUGAUGUUUCUGAUUGAAGGCGAUGGAAAGGUAAUCAUCUACACAGGUGACAUCCGAGCUGAGACGUGGUGGGUGAGUAGCUUGGUCCGUCAUCCAAUCUUGAUACCAUAUACUCUGGGCCGGAAACGACUCGAUAAGUUAUAUCUGGACACAACAUUUGCAAGUGCGACAAAUCCAUUUCGCGAGUUCCCUUCCAAGGCGGAGGGACUGGCAGAGUUGCUAGCAAAAGUUCAGGCAUAUCCUGAUGAUACAGUCUUCUACUUCCGUGCAUGGACCUUUGGCUACGAGGAUGUAUGGAUUGCGCUCUCGGCAGCCUUGAACACCAAGGUCCAUGUGGAUCGCUAUCAGAUGGGACUGUAUCGGUCCUUGAUCCAGACUCAGGGUAACAAAGGAGUUAGCGAAGCACCUGUUCUCUGUGGCUUUGAGCUGGGAAACAGAGCUAUAACCGGCUGUCUGAGCAAUAAUAUCUCAAAUCGAGUUCAUAGCUGUGAACCUGGAACAUCAUGCCCCACAGCUCGAGGAGCCAACACAGUCUACAUCGUGCCGAUCGUAAAUCGCACAACGGGCGGUACAGAGAUCCCCGAGAUCGGUGCGGGUGGUGGAAUUGGGGAUCUGUACCAGACACAUGAACUCGAGCUGCCAGAUGAGUCGGCGCUGGCCGAGCUGGAAAAGCUGUGUUUCCAGCACAUCCAGGACAAACAGACGCUGUCCCAGAUGCGAGGUGCUUUACUGGAUGCAUUUCGGUCCAAAAAGAGAGCACUCUCACUUGAUACAUACGGUGUGAAGGAUGAGGGCGAAAUUCCGUUGAAAAACCUGGUGACUGCUCUAAGUCAUGGCCCAUCAGAGGUAUCUGGCGGGUCCAUCCCGGACCUACCUAACACGAUACGCUUUCCAUAUUCAAGACAUUCCUCUUAUUCCGAACUCUGUGAGCUUGUAGCGGCCUUUCGUCCCAAGGACAUUCACCCUUGCACCGUGGAUCCAAAAACUUGGAACGAAGAUGUCUCGAUCAAUCGUUUAUUUGGUCACCUUUGUUCAGGGCACAGCUUUUCACACGACACUCAUAUGCGCUCAACUGUAGCGAAUGAUGUUGACGAUGAGGAAACUUUGCGGGCGAGAAAACGGCCCCGUUAUGAUAUGGAUAUGGACCUUUCCACGCAGUCCACACAAGGAACCAGUAGCGGGGUUGAAGAAUUCAGUCUCGGUGCCGCUGAUGCAACUCAGAACCUUGAUAUAAAACAGGACGCCCCGAACCAAUCCGAACAGGCGGCCAGAAUCAAACGCAACGAAAUCCGCCGAGCACACCGCUAUCUCCAAGAACAUGCAGAGCCUAGGCUCUUCCAAUUGAAUCCUAUCCCAUCUACGUGGCCAACAGAAGAAGAAGACAGGUUUGAUCCAGCCAAUGACGAAGGGAGAGAAGAGGUCACGCUCAUCUCUGACCAACCAGAUUCGAACUCUUCGGCUACAAUAUCCCGACUCAGAUCCGCGCCAACCAGGUCGGCGAUAACCAUUGACCUAACUGGCGACGGAGCCGCAUCUCCGUGUCCAAUCAUCCAACAUGCAGACAGUCAACAUACAGAUCCACUCGCACUAUCUAUUUCCGAGUCAGCAUUUGACUCCCCGGAUCGGGAACCCGUAGUUGAUGAACUACAAACCCCAGAGCAAGGACAAGACAGUAUGAGUCGCUCGCGCCGGGCGCGUAUUGCUGCUUACCUGGCUGCACGAGAAGAUACCUACUCUGCGUGGACGGAUGUUUCACUUGUGUCGGCUGGUGAUAAUCAUGCUGAGGAGGAGAUCGAGCUAUAG
Messenger RNA from Penicillium paradoxum, 2178 nucleotides. RefSeq lists its product as uncharacterized. The transcript is spliced from 8 exons. NCBI's taxonomy places the organism in Eukaryota, Fungi, Ascomycota, Eurotiomycetes, Eurotiales, Aspergillaceae. Gene Ontology annotation, molecular function: 5'-3' DNA exonuclease activity; damaged DNA binding. Gene Ontology annotation, biological process: protection from non-homologous end joining at telomere; interstrand cross-link repair; double-strand break repair via nonhomologous end joining. Bases 1 to 2178 code for a protein of 725 amino acids. The record is from RefSeq and is a predicted model, not a curated record.